UUUGUUUGUACUUGUAUGUUCCACUUUUAAAUUACUAAUUUUGUAGUGGCUGCAGUAUUUGUGGACGCAGCUAUGAUUGCAUCUGCACAAAAUUCAACGUCUAAUGAUACAGAAAGUACAGAUCAAUCUACAGAACCAAAUAGUACAGCAGUUGUAAAAUCCACCACUGUACAGGCAGCAGCAACAACAAAGGUUGUAUGUCUUAAUGGAACAUGCAAUGGGAGCGACGAAUCUUGUGUCAAGAACAUUUCUGGGACAUGUCCUUUUAAAGGUAGUUGCACGAAACAAGUACAAACCACUGGACAAAAGACUAAAGUAACAGUAGGAUGUGGAGCCAGUGCUUGUCCAAAGACGACUACUACACCUUCACUAACGACAACAUACACUUGCUGUGAAACUGCUCUCUGCAACAAGUAUGAACCUCCUAAGUCAGCAGCUGUCAGCUUCCGUUCGAACAUGUUUUACUUUGUCAGCAUUGUUAUUCUGGCAUUUGUACUGUAGAAUCUGGCCAGAUAAUAGUUUUGUACAAUUUAUGAUACUGAGCGAUAGAAUGACGAAUUAACACUUUAUGACUGAAAUAUAUCACCGUUGUUACCAACAAGCACAUAGAACUUUAUAAACCAUUGUAGCAUAUUAGAACAAUAAUAGGAUAGUGCUAACUAAAGUAUGGACCAACGUUAUGCAAUGAUUUCAUGAACUCUUCUAAGUUCAUGUAUUACAAAUGGUAUCUAAAUAUUAGCAUAAAAUUCAAAAAGUGUUGAUUUGCUGCUAAUAUUAUUCUAAAUGUGUUGAUUUGAAGACCUUAUGAAGCUAUUCGGCUGACAAUGUGCUCUAAUGAUGAUUAACUUAAUUAGAAUAAUGUUUGUAUAUCUAUCACAUGUUUGUAAA
Molecule: messenger RNA, 888 nt
Organism: Mercenaria mercenaria
Lineage: Eukaryota; Metazoa; Mollusca; Bivalvia; Venerida; Veneridae
Exons: 4
Coding region: 73-501 (142 amino acids)
Source: RefSeq, a predicted model, not a curated record